GGAGAGAAGGGGAUCCUUCCCCGGACCAGAGGUGAGGCUGGGGGCCCGGACCUGGAGGCUCCCAAGUGGGGCUUAGGGCGGAGCCUGGCGAUGAAGGGGUUAAGCCGAGGUUCCGCCCCCUGAAGAAUUAAUUGAUUGCCUUUGGGACCCGACGCUCCCCUGCGGAGAGCGACAGCCCCGGCAACCAAUCAGAGGCGAGACUGCUUCGGGCAGGGCUCCCAUUGGCUCGCUCCACCCAUCCGAGGAGAGGGGCGUCCUUUUAAAAGUGCCCACUAUCUGCCCGGCUCUAGGGAGAGGUUUCAGGAAUCAUGCGCAGUGGGAUACAGGAAUGACGUUCAGAGAGGGACAGGGAGUUGCCGCAGCCACACAGCACGUCCUCAGCCUGACCCCUCCGUCCUGCCCCCUGUCCGCUGUCCAUUCCCACCAUGGCCUUCUGGACGCAGCUGAUGCUGUUGCUUUGGAAGAAUUUCCUUUAUCGCAGGAGACAGCCGAUCCAGCUCUUGGUGGAGUUGCUGUGGCCUCUCUUUCUCUUCUUCAUCCUGGUGGCUGUCCGCCAUUCCCACCCCCCAUUGGAGCAGCACGAAUGCCACUUCCCCAACAAGCCGCUGCCCUCGGCGGGCACCGUGCCUUGGCUCCAGGGCCUCAUCUGCAACAUGAACAAUACUUGCUUCCCGCGGCCCACCCCCGGCGAGGAGCCCGGCGUGCUCAGCAACUUCAACGACUCCCUGGUCUCCCGGCUCCUGGCAGAUGCCCGCACUGUGCUGGGGGGCCCCAGUGCCCACCGGACGCUGGCCGGCCUGGGGAAGCUGAUGCCCACGCUGAGGGCUGCACGCAGAGCAGGUGAGGAGGCCAGGUCUUCCGGGCCUCGACCUGCCUGGCUGAACCUCAGUUUCCCUAUUUGUAAAACGGGGUCUAUGACAGUAGGGACCGCCUGGGGCUUGGCAAAGUACUUGAUCCCUAGAGACCUCAGUCAAGGUCACUGUCACUCUUGUUGUCUUUCUCCCCAGGAAUUCCUGGGGUCUGAGCUAGGCCAAGCCCAGGAGUCUGUGGGCAGCUUCGUGGAGGCAGCAGAGGACCUGGCCCAGGAGCUCCUGGCGCUGCCCAGCCUGGCGGAGCUGCAGAGGCUGCUGCGGAGGCUCCGAGGGACAGAUGGCCCUCUGGAGGUGGUGUCAGAAGCACUCUGCAGUGCCAGGGGGUCUAGCGUCCCUGGGGGAUUCUCCUUCAACUGGUACAAAGCCAGGGACCUGAAGGAGCUGGUGGGGCAGGAGGCGGCACCGGCCCUACCCGAGAACACCCUGAGCCCUGCCUGCACUGAGCUGAUGGGGGCCCUGGACACCCACCCUCUGUCCCGCCUGCUCUGGAGGCGCGUGAAGCCGCUGGUCCUCGGGAAGCUGCUGUUUGCACCUGACACACCAUUCACCCAGCAGCUCAUGGCCCAGGUGAACCGGACCUUCCAGGAGCUGGCUCUGUUGAAGGACGUCCAGGAGGUGUGGGGGCUGCUGGGACCCCAGCUCUUCAGCUUCAUGAACGACAGUGCCAAUGUCGCCAUGCUGCAGAGGCUCCUGGAAAUUCAGGGCACAGGAAAGAGGCAGCCGGGACCCGGAGCCCAGAACCGGACGGAGGCCCUUCGUGCCUUUCUGGACCCCGGUGGGCGCGGCUACAGCUGGCAGGACAUGCACACUGAUGUGGGGCACCUGGUGGGCAUGCUGGGUCAUGUGAUGGAGUGCGUGACGCUGGACAAGCUAGAGGCGCUGCCCUCGGAGGGCGCCCUGGUGGUGCGGGCUCUGGAGCUGCUCGCCGAGCGCCGCUUCUGGGCGGGCGUCGUCUUCCUGGGGCCCGAGGACCCGGGGGACCCCGCGCCGCUCCCAGGCCCCGGCCACGUGCGCAUCAAGAUCCGCAUGGACAUCGACGACGUCAUGAAAACCAAUAAGAUCAGAGACAGGUUUUGGGACCCCGGCCCGGCCGCUGAUCCCCUAACGGACCUGCGCUACGUGUGGGGCGGCUUCGUGUACCUGCAGGACCUGCUGGAGCGCGCGGCCGUGCGCGUGCUCAGCGGCGCCGCGCCCCGCGCCGGCCUCUACGUGCAGCAGAUGCCCUACCCGUGCUACGUGGACGACGCGUUCCUGCGCGUGCUGAGCCGGUCGCUGCCGCUCUUCCUCACGCUGGCCUGGAUCUACUCGGUGGCGCUGACGGUGAAGGCCGUGGUGCGCGAGAAGGAGACGCGGCUGCGCUACACGAUGCGCGCCAUGGGGCUUGGCGGCGCCGUGCUGUGGCUCAGCUGGUUCCUCAGCUGCCUCGGGCCCUUCCUCUUCAGCACCGCGCUGCUCGUGCUGGUGCUCAAGCUCGGGGAUAUCCUCCCCUACAGCAACCCGGCCGUGGUCUUCCUGUUCUUGGCGGCCUUCGCCGUGGCCACGGUGGUCCAGAGCUUCUUGCUGAGCGCCUUCUUCUCCCGCGCCAACCUGGCGGCCGCCUGUGGGGGCCUCGCCUACUUCGUGCUUUAUCUGCCCUAUGUGCUGUGCGUGGCCUGGCGGGACCAGCUGCCCGUGGGUGGCCGGGUGGCCGCGAGCCUUCUGUCGCCCGUGGCCUUCGGCUUCGGCUGCGAGGGCCUGGCGCUGCUGGAGGAGCGGGGCGAGGGCGCGCAGUGGCACAACAUGGGCACCGGGCCUACGGCCGACGUCUUCAGCCUGGCCCAAGUGUCAGGGCUUCUGCUGCUCGAUGCCGUGCUCUACGGCCUCGCCACUUGGUACCUGGAGGCCGUGUGCCCAGGCCAGUACGGGAUCCCCGAACCGUGGAACUUUCCCUUUCGGAGGAGAUACUGGUUCGGACCUCGGCCCCCCAAGGGUCUCGCCCCGCCCCCCGCCCUGCAAGACCCGGAGGUGCUGGUGGAAGAGGCGCCGCCCGGCCUGAUGCCGGGGGUCUCCAUUCGGGGCUUGGAAAAGCGCUUUCCUGGCAACCCGCAGCCCGCGCUGCGCGGGCUCAGCCUGGACUUCUACCAGGGCCACAUCACCGCCUUCCUGGGCCCCAACGGGGCCGGCAAGACCACUACGCUGUCCAUCCUGAGUGGCCUCUUUCCGCCCACUCGUGGCUCCGCCUGUGUCCUGGGCCAUGACGUCCGGUCCGGCAUGGCAGCCAUCCGGCCCCACCUGGGCGUCUGCCCGCAGUACAACGUGCUGUUCGACAUGCUGACCGUGGACGAGCACGUCUGGUUCUAUGGGCGGUUGAAGGGUCUGAGUGCAGCUGCCGUGGGCCCCGAGCAGGACCGUCUGGUGCAGGACACGGGUCUCGUCCCCAAGCGGCGAGCGCAGACGCGCCACCUCUCCGGUGGGAUGCAACGGAAGCUUUCAGUGGCCAUCGCCUUUGUGGGUGGCUCCACGGUGGUCAUCUUGGACGAGCCCACAGCUGGUGUGGACCCUGCUUCUCGCCGUGGUAUUUGGGAGCUGCUGCUCAAAUACCGCGAAGGUCGCACACUGGUCCUCUCCACCCAUCACCUGGACGAGGCGGAGCUCCUGGGAGACCGCGUGGCGGUGGUGGCGGGCGGCCGCCUGUGCUGCUGUGGCUCCCUGCUCUUCCUGCGUCGCCACCUGGGCUCCAGCUACCACCUGACACUGGUGAAAGGUCCCCCACCCCUGGCCACCAGCAAGAAGGGUGACGCUGACAUGGAGGACAGCGUGGAUGCCAGGCAGGAAAAGGAGCCGGGCAGCCCGCCUCCCACUGUCCCCCCGGGUGCGCCCCGGCUGCUGGCCCUGGUGCAGCGCUGGGCGCCUGGGGCGCGGCUGGUCCAGGAGCUGCCGCAUGAGCUGGUGCUCGCGCUGCCCUCCGAGGGCGCCCUGGACGGCAGCUUCGCCGAGCUCUUCCGCGAGCUGGACCGGCGGCUGGGGGAGCUGGGGCUGGCCGGCUACGGCAUCUCCGACACCAGCCUCGAGGAGAUCUUCCUGAAGGUGGUGGAGGACAAUGCUGGGGACACAGACCCACAGGAUGGUGGCCGCAGGCCGCCCCCGUGCACCGGCACUGCUUACCUGGACACGGCCACGCGGCUCAAGAUCCAGCCGGAGGAGUCAGCCCUGGAGAAUGGGGCGCCGGCCGGGUCAGCCCCGGAGACACAGGCCCUGCGGGGCUCCAGGCCGGACGCCGCAGGCCAUGUGCAGGGCUGGGCGCUGACCCGCCAACAGCUCCGGGCCCUGCUUCUCAAGCACUUUCUGCUGGCCCGCCGCAGCCGCUGUGGCCUGUUCGCCCAGAUGGUGCUGCCGGCCCUCUUUGUGGGUCUGGCGCUGGCGUUCAGCCUCAUCGUGCCGCCGUUCGGACACUACCCGGCUCUGCGGCUCAGCCCCAGCAUGUACGGCGCCCAGGUGUCCUUCUUCAGCGAGGACGCCCCAGGGGACCCCGAGCGUGCGCGCCUGCUCGAGGCGCUGCUGGAGGAGGCGGGACUACAGGACCCGUCCCCGAAGAACAGCUCCAGCGGGACGCCCGCGUGCGUGCCGCCUGCCGCCUGCCACUUCUCGGUGCCCGAGGUUCCCGCCGACGUGGCCGCGGUCUUGCCCCCGGCGGCCGGCGGCCCCCCGCCGCCCCAGGCCCUGAGCGGCUCGGGCGAGAUGGUGCAGAACCUCACGGGCCGGAACCUGUCCGACUUCCUGGUCAAGACCUACCCGCGCCUCGUGCGCCAGGGCCUGAAGACCAAGAAGUGGGUGAACGAGGUCAGGUACGGGGGCUUCUCCCUGGGGGGCCGCGACCCGGGCCUGCCCUCGGGCCGUGAGGUGGGCCGCUCACUGGAGGAGCUGCGGGCGCUGCUGAGCCCCCAGCCCGGUGGGGCCCUCGACCACGUCCUGAACAACCUCACAGCCUGGGCUCACGGCCUGGAUGCCCGGGACAGCCUCAAGAUCUGGUUCAACAACAAGGGCUGGCACGCCAUGGUGGCCUUUGUCAACCGAGCCAACAACGCACUCCUACGUGCCCACCUGCCCCCGGGCCCCGCCCGCAGCGCCCACAGCAUCACCACACUCAACCACCCCCUGAACCUCACCAAGGAGCAGCUGUCCAAGGCCGUGCUGAUGGCUUCCUCGGUGGACGUGCUCGUCUCCAUCUGCGUGGUGUUCGCCAUGUCCUUCAUCCCGGCCAGCUUCACACUCAUCCUCAUCGAGGAGCGCGUCACGGGAGCCAAGCACCUGCAGUUCAUGGGGGGCCUGCCUCCCACCCUCUACUGGCUCAGCAACUUUCUCUGGGACAUGUGUAACUACUUGGUGGCAGCAUGCAUCGUGGUGCUCAUCUUUCUGGCCUUCCAGCAGAGGGCGUACGUGGCCCCUGCCAACCUGCCCGCUCUCCUGCUGUUGCUAUUAUUGUAUGGCUGGUCCAUCACGCCGCUCAUGUACCCGGCCUCCUUCUUCUUCUCCGUGCCCAGCACGGCCUAUGUGGUGCUCACCUGCAUCAAUCUCUUCAUCGGCAUCAAUGGCAGCAUGGCCACCUUUGUGCUGGAGCUCUUCUCCGAUCAGAAGCUGCAGGAGGUGAGCCAGAUCCUGAAGCGGGUCUUCCUGAUCUUCCCCCACUUCUGCCUGGGCCGGGGGCUCAUUGACAUGGUGCGGAACCAGGCCGUGGCUGACGCCUUUGAGCGCUUGGGAGAUGGGCACUUCCAGUCACCCCUGCGCUGGGAGGUGGUCGGCAAGAACCUCUUGGCCAUGGUGGUGCAGGGGCCCCUCUUCCUCCUCUUCACGCUCCUGCUGCAGCACCGUCACCGCCUCCUGCCACGACCCAAGCUGAGGCCGCUGCCACCCCUGCGGGAGGAGGAUGAGGACGUGGCCCAUGAGCGGGAACGGGUGGUCCGAGGGGCCACCCAAGGGGACGUGUUGGUGCUGUGGAACCUGACAAAGGUGUACCAGGGGCAGAGGACACCAGCUGUCGACCGCCUGUGCCUGGGGAUCCCGCCUGGUGAGUGUUUCGGGCUGCUGGGCGUGAACGGCGCGGGGAAAACCUCCACCUUUCGCAUGGUCACCGGGGAAACGCUGCCCAGCGGGGGCGAGGCGGUGCUGGCAGGCCACAGCGUGGCCCGCGAACCAGCCGCCGCGCACCGCCGCAUGGGCUACUGCCCCCAGUCUGACGCCGUCUUCGAGCUGCUGACCGGCCGCGAGCACCUGGAGCUGUUCGCGCGCCUGCGCGGUGUCCCCGAGGCUCAGGUUGCCCAGACCGCGAGCCUGGGCCUGGCGCGCCUGGGGCUGCCGCAGUACGCGGACCGGCCUGCGGGCACCUACAGCGGCGGCAACAAGCGGAAGCUGGCCACAGCGGUGGCGCUGGUGGGCGACCCGCCCGUGGUCUUCCUGGACGAGCCGACCACCGGCAUGGACCCCAGCACGCGGCGCUUCCUCUGGAACAGCAUCCUGGCUGUGGUGCGGGAGGGCCGCUCCGUGGUGCUCACCUCGCACAGCAUGGAGGAGUGCGAGGCGCUCUGCACGCGCCUGGCCAUCAUGGUGAACGGGCGGUUCCGCUGCCUGGGCAGCGCGCAGCACCUCAAGGGCAGAUUCGGGGCCGGCCACACGCUGACCCUACGGGUGCCCGCGGCGCGGUCCGAGCCGGCAGUGGCCUUCGUGGCGGCGGCGUUCCCGGGGGCCGAGCUGCGCGAGGCGCAUGGCGGGCGCCUUCGCUUCCAGCUGCCGCCGGGAGGGCGCUGCGCCCUGUGGCGCGUCUUUGGCGAGCUGGCGGCGCACGGCGCGGAGCAGGGCGUGGAGGACUUCUCUGUGAGCCAGACCACGCUGGAGGAGGUAUUCCUGUACUUCUCCAAGGACCAGGGGAAGGAGGAGGACGAGGAGGAGAAGCAGGAGGCAGGAGAGGGGGCGGACCCUGUGCCGGGCCCGCAGCGGCCCAAACUCAUCACCCGAUUCCUCGACGACCCCAGCACGGCCGGGACAGUGCUCUGAGCCUACCUUCUACGUGGGGCUGGUGGGAGGCCCUGAGAGCGACACAGGCC
Messenger RNA from Ceratotherium simum simum (southern white rhinoceros), 6949 nucleotides. Lineage: Eukaryota; Metazoa; Chordata; Mammalia; Perissodactyla; Rhinocerotidae. The record is from RefSeq and is a predicted model, not a curated record.